CUUCUCCUCUGCUCUCUAGCCGUGUGCCUGCGUACAGACGGACCUACCGACCGCGUAAAUACGCUUUUAUCUCUCAAUAGACGGACAAUAAGGACACAGAUGUCUCCACUAUUCACUUUAGGAGCGUUUCCGCACUGAACUGAAUUACCGGUACAUUCAUCACGCCUUCGUUUUCUCACCAUUUUAAAUGAAAAAAAUGACAUUGGCGUGGAAUUGUGGUGGACGGUUUUACUUGAAAGUGUGGACGUGCUUUUUCAGCCUUGCAGUGCUCAGGACUCUCUCUAUACCUGCUAAUGAAGUAAACUUACUGGACUCUCGCUCUGUCAUGGGGGACCUUGGGUGGAUAGCCUACCCAAAGAAUGGGUGGGAGGAGAUAGGUGAGGUAGAUGAGAACUAUGCUCCGAUCCACACGUACCAGGUGUGUAAAGUGAUGGAACACAACCAGAACAAUUGGCUCCAGACCAACCUCAUCCUCAACGAGGGGGCUCAGAGGGUGUUCGUGGAGCUACAGUUCACCCUGAGGGACUGUAACAGCCUUCCGGGUGGCGUGGGUACCUGCAAGGAGACCUUCAACAUGUACUACUAUGAGUCUAACGAUGAGGAGGGGAGGAACCUCAGGGAGAGCCAGUACUCUAAGGUAGACACCAUCGCUGCUGACGAGAGCUUUACGGAGUUAGACCUGGGAGACAGAGUGAUGAAGCUGAAUACAGAGGUUAGGGAUCUGGGACCGUUGACGAAGAAGGGGUUCUACCUGGCGUUUCAAGACCUGGGAGCCUGUAUAGCGCUGGUUUCUGUCAGGGUGUUCUAUAAGAAGUGUCCCUUCAUAGUGAGGAACCUAGCUCAGUUCCAGGACACUAUUACAGGUUCGGACUCCUCCCAGCUGCUGGAGGUGGCAGGAAACUGUGUCAACAACUCGGUGGCGGAGGACCUACCUAGGAUGCACUGCAGCGCAGAGGGGGAGUGGCUAGUGCCCAUCGGGAAGUGUGUGUGCCAGGCGGGGUUUGAGGAAGUGAAUGACAGUUGUCAAGUCUGCAGAGCGGGAUUCUUCCGAUCGGUGCUGCAGACCCCUGCCUGCAGUAAAUGUCCUCCUCACAGCUUCACCAGAGUCCAGGGUUCCGUAGGUUGUACCUGUGAGGAAGGAUACUAUAGGAGAGACAGUGACCCGCCCAACAUGGCCUGUACACGACCACCUUCUGCUCCUCGUAAUGCCAUUUCCAAUGUAAACGAGACGUCGGUCUUCCUGGAAUGGGCGGUUCCCGAGGAGACUGGCGGCAGGAAGGAUGUCAGCUAUAACAUCCUGUGUCGUAAGAUCAGCGUUGACAGCAGACACUAUGAGGAGUGUGAGAGCACGGUGCGGUUCCUGCCCCAACGCAACAGUCUCAGGAACAACUCUGUGAUGGUGGCAGACCUUCUGGCUCACACUAACUACACGUUCGAAGUGGAGGCCGUCAAUGGAGUGUCUGAGCUCACCAACCCCGGACGACAGUUUGUCUCUCUCAACGUCACCACCAACCAGGCAGCCCCGUCUCCUGUGAGUGUGGUGCGGAAAGGGAAUUCUGGGAAGAACAGUAUCUCUGUGUUGUGGCAGGAGCCAGACAGACCCAACGGGAUAAUCCUGGAGUACGAGAUCAAAUACUUUGAGAAGGACCAGGAAACCAGCUACACCAUCAUCAAGUGCAAGGAAACAGAAAUCGUAGCUGACGGGCUGAAGCCAUCAUCAGUCUACAUAUUCCAGAUCAGAGCCAGAACAUCAGCCGGGUACGGAGGAUUCAGCCGACGCUUCGAGUUUGAGACCAGCCCCUACUUAGCUGCAUCCAGUGACCGGUCUCAGUUCCCCAUCGUCGCUGUGGUCAUCACUGUAGGGGUUAUUCUACUGGCCCUGGUGACUGGCUUACUGCUUAGUGGAAGGCGGUGUGGCUACAGCAAGGCCAAGCAGGAACCUGAUGAAGAGAAGAUACACUUCCACAACGGCCACAUUAUGUACCCGGGGGUGCGUACGUAUAUAGACCCCCACACCUACGAGGACCCCAACCAGGCCGUCCAUGAGUUCGCCAAGGAGAUCGAUGUUUCCUGCAUCACCAUUGAGAGAGUCAUUGGAGCUGGUGAGUUCGGGGAGGUGUGCAGCGGACCCCUCCGUCUGCCUGGUAAGAAGGAGUUCCCAGUAGCCAUUAAGACCCUGAAGGCAGGUUACACAGAACGACAAAGGCGGGACUUCCUAGGGGAGGCGUCCAUCAUGGGACAGUUUGAUCAUCCAAACAUCAUCCACCUGGAAGGCGUGGUCACCAAGACAAAACCUGUGAUGAUCAUCACGGAGUACAUGGAGAAUGGAUCACUGGACACCUUCCUCAAGAAGAACGAUGGCCACUUCACAGUGAUCCAGCUGGUUGGGAUGCUGCGUGGUAUGGCGUCAGGCAUGCGCUACCUGUGUGACAUUGGAUACGUGCACCGGGACCUGGCGGCGCGUAACAUCCUGGUCAACAGCAACCUGGUGUGUAAGGUGUCUGACUUUGGCCUGUCCAGAGUCCUGGAGGAUGAUGCUGAGGCUGCCUAUACGACCAGGGGCGGUAAAAUCCCUAUCCGCUGGACAGCUCCAGAAGCGAUAGCAUUCAGGAAGUUCACCUCCGCCUCUGACGUGUGGAGCUACGGAAUCUCCAUGUGGGAAGUGAUGUCAUACGGAGAGAGACCCUACUGGGAGAUGAGUAACCAGGAUGUUAUUAAGGCAGUUGAGGAGAGCUACCGUCUUCCUGGCCCUAUGGACUGUCCUGUAGUUCUGUACCACCUGAUGAUGGCCUGCUGGCAGAAGGACAGGAACAGCAGACCCAAGUUUGAGGAGAUCGUCUGUCUGCUAGACAAACUGAUACGCAACCCCAGCAGUCUCAAAGCCCUGGUCAACUCAUCACACAGGGUGUCUAAUCUAGUGGAGCCUGGCAGUGUGGACUCGGAGGGCAGCGUGUCUGCGUCAGUAGCCCUGAUGGAGGCCAGUGGGUACCAGUCUAUAGAGGAGUGGCUGAAGGGGAUUAAGAUGGGUCGCUACGUGGAGCUUUUCGUGGACAGUGGAUACACCUCAGUGGAAGUGGUAUCCCACAUGACCCUGGAUGACCUGAGGAGGGUUGGGGUGAAUCUGGCUGGACAUCAGAAGAAGAUAAUCAACAGCAUCCAGGAGAUGAGAGUUAGCCUGGUGAAUAACACUAUACCCAUCUGACUUCUAACCCCUUACCCUACAGCCAGAUGUACAGUAUGGGCACUGCAGUACCAAUCUGACCUUUGAACCUAGGGUCAGACAUGAUGAACUUUACAGGACCAAUCUGACCACUGAUAGAGGCCAGAUGUAUGAACUUUACAGGAUCAAUUUGACCCUACUCCCAACAGGCAGACAGAUAGACAUAUGGAUCUAGUGGUCUAGAACCUUCUAUGAACAUAUGAACAUGAUGUAUUUAUUGACGGAAACAAACUGAAACACAACGGGAUGUGACUUGAUGAACUGAGGAACACUGAAGAGCGCUUGGUGUUGAACAGUUGUGUCUUUGGGACCUGAACCCCUCUACUGGGUGGAGUGAGAGGAGCAGACUCUGUGUAGUUAAGUACUCUCAGGGAUGGAAGUCACUGGCCAGCCGGGCAAGUAAACAGUGAAUUAUACAAGCCCAGGUAAAAUUCGGUUCCAAAAUCUGUGCCAUGAAAUGUUUUAAAAGACCAUCUUGUUUGGCACAUUUUCUCCUAGUCCAGUCUGAAGAGCGCUAGCUGAGUACUCUUCCUGAAUACUCUUCCUGAGUACUCUUCCUGGAUGGGACUCAGACAGGGGAGUCAGUCUCUUGGCUGAAUGUAUGGCACUUCAGAAACCCCAGCAGCUACACACACAGUCUAUUACCUCUAGACAGCCAACCCACAUUACUUCAACAUCAUCAACAGUAAUACAGAGGAUCACUUUCAGCACUUUUACGGAACCCACAGAUAUCCUACAGAACCCACAGAUGUCCUACAGAACCCACAGAUGUCCUACAGAACCCACAGAUGUCCUACAGAACCCACAGAUGUCCUACUGAACCCACAGAUAUCCUACAGAACCCACAGAUAUCCUACAGAACCCACAGAUGUCCUACAGAACCCACUGAUGUCCUACAGAACCCACAGAUAUCCUACAGAACCCACAGAUAUCCUACAGAACCCACAGAUGUCCUACAGAACCCACAGAUAUCCUACAGAACCCACAGAUAUCCUACAGAACCCACAGAUAUCCUACAGAACCCACAGAUAUCCUACAGAACCCACAGAUGUCCUACAGAACCCACAGAUAUCCUACAGAACCCACAGAUAUCCUACAGAACCCACAGAUAUCCUACAGAACCCACAGAUGUCCUACAGAACCCACAGAUGUCCUACUGAACCCACAGAUAUCCUACAGAACCCACAGAUAUCCUACAGAACCCACAGAUGUCCUACAGAACCCACAGAUAUCCUACAGAACCCACAGAUGUCCUACAGAACCCACAGAUAUCCUACAGAACCCACAGAUAUCCUACAGAACCCACAGAUGUCCUACUGAACCCACAGAUAUCCUACAGAACCCACAGAUAUCCUACAGAACCCACAGAUGUCCUACAGAACCCACAGAUGUCCUACUGAACCCACAGAUAUCCUACUGAACCCACAGAUAUCCUACAGAACCCACAGAUGUCCUACAGAACCCACAGAUGUCCUACUGAACCCACAGAUGUCCUACUGAACCCACAGAUAUCCUACAGAACCCACAGAUAUCCUACAGAACCCACAGAUGUCCUACAGAACCCACAGAUGUCCUACUGAACCCACAGAUAUCCUACUGAACCCACAGAUAUCCUACAGAACCCACAGAUGUCCUACAGAACCCACAGAUGUCCUACUGAACCCACAGAUGUCCUACUGAACCCACAGAUGUCCUACUGAACCCACAGAUGUCCUACAGAACCCACAGAUAUCCUACAGAACCCACAGAUGUCCUACUGAACCCACAGAUGUCCUACUGACAUCCUGCAGUAUCUACAAACAUCCUUAAGAACUUGCAGACAAACUACGGAACCAGCUGCACUCCAACAGAAAAACGACUGUUUCAACGGAAUCAGACAGAAUUGUACAGAACUUCCAGUGUUCCAUUGCUCCACAUGCAUCCAAUGGAGAGACUGCAACAUGUUCUAUUCAUCAGAACCUUCAGACAACCAACAGAACCUCCAGGAACCUACCAGAACAUCCAUACUUCCAACAGAACCUUUAAAUGGAACUCUCAGCAAUCCAUACGAAUCUCCAGAAUUGUCAUUCAACAGAACAUACCAAUAGAACCAAUCCGGCAGAUUCUACAACAUCUAACAGCACAUUCUAUUGAUUCGCUAGUUGGUUAUCUAUGAGACUCUCCUCUGCACAUCAAGCUUCAUCACACCCCCUCCAUUUAUCCACUACCAUACAGAGAUCGGACUGUGUUUAUGCAGUAAGACUGCUUUCAUAUGAAUAUGCGUAUAAAGAAGCAAUAUAGACUUUUAGCUUGGUAUUAGUCAUUUAUUUGUAAAUGUUAUUCUAUACAAGCAUUUGUAUGUGUGUAGUAUUUCUUCAUGACUACACAACCCUGGCCAUGACCCCACUCUCCGAUGGUGUCUCAGGGGGAGUGGGAUAUGCAAAAACACAUUUACAAUUCACACAUGUAUAAUACACACGGGUACAUGUGUGAAAUAGGACAAAUGUAAUCACCCACCUAAUUCUUCUUCUUCGUGUUAUACAUGUCGUAGGAGGUCACGCAUUAUUAUAAAGCAAGUCUCCGGUCAGAAUCAAAUCCACAACCGUCAGUCCGUGGAACAUUUCUUGACUUUAACAUGUAUAUACUGGAUUGUAAAACCAGGGAGCUUUGUUUUCUCUCCUUCUUCUUUACGCUGGAGAACAUUACAUACUGGGACUGGGUUAAUGGAGAGAAUAUGUACACUCUUAGAAAAAAGGGUUCUUUGGCUGUCCCCAUAAGAGAACCCUUUGAAAACCCCUUUUGGGUUCCAUGUAGAACCCUGUGUGUAGGGGUUUUCCUAUAAGGACAGCUGAAGAACCGUUUAGAGUGUAGAGUAUGUGAUUUAAUAGAUGCUUCACUUCUCAGUCAUUUAUUGGUUGAACUUGAGCAUUUUACAGUCAUGUGCACAUAACUUCUGCUUAAUGAUCAAUGAUUACUGUAUCUGCGUUCAUUAUGGGAUGUAUUUUCAUUUGCAUUUAUUUAACUGGGCAAGUCAGUUAACAACAUAUUCUUAUUUACAAUGACGGCCUAGGAACAGUGGGUUAACUGCCUUGUUUUGGGGUAGAAUGACAGAUUUUUACCUUGUCAGCUCGGGUGAAUCGAUCUUGCAACCUUUCAGUUACUGUCCCAACCCUCUAACCACUAGGCUACCUGUCGCACCCCGGCUACCUGUCGCACCCCGGCUACCUGUCGCACUCCGGCUACCUGUCGCACUCCGGCUACCUGUCGCACCCCGGCUACCUGUCGCACUCCGGCUACCUGUCGCACUCCGGCUACCUGUCGCACCACGGCUACCUGUCGCACCCCGGCUACCUGUCGCACCCCGGCUACCUGUCGCGCCACCCCGGCUACCUGUCGCGCCACCCCGGCUACCUGUCGCACCACCCCGGCUACCUGUCGCACCACCCCGGCUACCUGUCGCACCACCCCGGCUACCUGUCGCACCACCCCGGCUACCUGUCGCACCCCGGCUACCUGUCGCACCCCGGCUACCUGUCGCACCCCGGCUACCUGUCGCACCCCGGCUACCUGUCGCACCCCGGCUACCUGUCGCACCCCGGCUACCUGUCGCACCACGGCUACCUGUCGCACCCCGGCUACCUGUCGCACCACCCCGGCUACCUGUCGCACCCCGGCUACCUGUCGCACCCCAGCUACCUGUCGCCCCCGACACUGCUGUAGUGUUUGACAGAGAAUGAAGAGGGGUUUACAGUAUACGAGUCAGUCAGUAGAACAGACUAACAGCUUGCUUGGUGGAAUAUUUGUCCUUAUUUCAGAAGUAGAUUUUAGAAAGAGAACAGGAUGGUAGCGUAACAUGAUUCAGUCACCACUGUAUAUUAUUGGCUUUUCAGUAGAAGAAACCUAUCCCCAAAUCACCCUAUUGUCUGUAUAGUGGACUGCUUUUGAAAUGGUCGAUCCAUAUUUUGAAUGUCCCUUUUCCCCCAGAACAGAUACAGGUGAAAGACCAGCUAUUUAUUCUGUUGAUUCAUGGUUUACAGCUUAUACAGUAACUAAUUACCACUAAAGUUGUCCCCUUUCUAGGUUAUGCCAUCAUGGUUCGUUAGGUGAGUUUCACCGGUAUGCACCUUGCUUUCACCCAACAAAGCACCUUGCUUUCACCCAACAAAGCACCUUGGUUUCACCCAACAAAGCACCUUGGUUUCACCCAACAAAGCACCUUGCUUUCACCCAACAAAGCACCUUGCUUUCACCCAACAAAGCACCUUGCUUUCACCCAACAAAGCACCUUGCUUUCACCCAACAAAGCACCUUGCUUUCACCCAACAAAGCACCUUGGUUUCACCCAACAAAGCACCUUGCUUUCACCCAACAAAGCACCUUGCUUUCACCCAACAAAACACCUUGGUUUCACCCAACAAAGCACCUUGCUUUCACCCAACAAAGCACCUUGGUAUUAACCAACAAAGCACAUUGGUUUCAACCAACAAAGCACCUUGGUAUCAACCAACAUAGCACCUUGGUUUCACCCAACAAAGCACCUUGGUUUCACCCAACAAAGCACCUUGGUUUCACCCAACAAAGCACCUUGGUAUCAACCAACAAAGCACCUUGGUAUUAACCAACAAAGCACCUUGGUUUCAACCAAUAUAGCACCUUGGUAUUAACCAACAUAGCACCUUGAUAUCAACCAACAUAGCACAUUGGUAUCAAAAAUGACUAGUUUAUCCUGAAACUAAUUUGAGUUGCACUUUGAAGGAAACAACAUAUUAAUAUUUUAUGUGAUUGAAUAAAUGUACAAAACACACCUGUUUGUCAACUAUUUGUUGGGUGAUUGCCACGUGGUGUUAAGAUUUCGAUAUUUAGCCGAUUUUCGCUAUCACUUUACCAUGAGAUAUUCUUAUAGGUACCUUAAAGUCAGUUAUUACCAUUCUCCUAUUGGUAUUCUACAAAACUAUUGAUUGACCCGAAUGUGUUUUAGGUCUUAAAUGGAAAAACAAGCACCAUGCUAAAUGUUAUGUUGAUUCUGUGUGGAUAUUUUAAAGCAUGUUUUUGUUCUACAUUUGCAAGAAAACUCUGUCCCCUUUACUGAGGGUAGUCUACAGUAUGGUCAUCUUUCAGGAAACACAAAGGCCCUGUUUUAGUGCCCGACUUCACAAAGGCCCUGUUUUAGUGCCCGACUUCACAAAGGCCCUGUUUUAGUGCCCGACUUCACAAAGGCCCUGUUUUAGUGUCCGACUUCACAAAGGCCCUGUUUUAGUGUCCGACUUCACAAAGCACAAGUCUUUCAGACGGAAUCAUAGAAUAAUAUAUAUAGGAUAUAAUAUGGAUUCCUGUACGGUAGCCUAAGGCUAAUAAUACAGACUAAUCAACUGACAUGAUCAACAUGUGAAAACUCUAUGUGUUGAUCUGCUGGUUUUGUGUUGUUAAUUGAUGAUGUCUGUCGGCAUAAGACCAUAGCAGUUAGUUGUAGUUGAAGUUACCUGGAAUAGCCUGGUGAAACGAUGUGCUUCAUUUACGCACUUUUAAACACUGUGCUUCCUUCAGGGUUACAGAUGUAUAUUCAGUGCAUAUCAUUUUCAAACCACUGACACACAUACAGUGUAUAGCCUGAGUGCCAGUUUGUUUGUGCUAUCAUGCCAACUCCUUGUCACUCGUUGUUUGUCUGACAUUGACAGCAAGGACACAAACAGAUCUGGGACCAGGCUAACACAUACAAAGCAUUACAGAUUUACAGAACUGAGUCCAUUCUACCCAACAGCUCAAACAGCAGACUAGUGAAAUAUUGAGCCAACAAGAAUUAACUUUAAUUACUGUAUCACUGCUCACACCGUACUUAUAUAGCAACUAGGCUGUAUCUGUUGUACAAAUAUAGAUAUUUUAGCUAUCUUGUAUUCUUUGUCCUUCAGUAGACGACAGUGAUAUUUAUUUAUAUAAAAUUACAUGACUCUACAGCCCAAGCUGCUGAGUAGUGACACAGUAUCUGUUUGGUUUUACAAGUGUUUCAAAUCGUGUCCCGCAUUAAUUAAUUACAGUGUUUCAAUUCAUUAAAUAAUUCACCCAUUCAUAAGGUGUUAAUUGAUCAAUUAAGUAAAACAAUGAAAGCGCAUUUAAAAAGCUGUUUACUAUUUGUUUGUCUUCUUCCAGUUGUUGUUGUUGUUGUUGUUGUUGUUAGUAAAUGUUUUUGUAGUGUAAUAUAUAAAAUGUUAUAUUUUUGCAAUAAAAUGAAAACAUCAACUCUUCCUA
Messenger RNA from Oncorhynchus kisutch (coho salmon), 9442 nucleotides. RefSeq names its product EPH receptor A5. Gene Ontology annotation, molecular function: ATP binding; protein binding; transmembrane-ephrin receptor activity. The record is from RefSeq and is a predicted model, not a curated record. The coding region runs from base 188 to 3202 and encodes 1004 amino acids. Gene Ontology annotation, cellular component: dendrite; plasma membrane. Gene Ontology annotation, biological process: axon guidance; ephrin receptor signaling pathway; protein phosphorylation. The transcript is spliced from 17 exons. Lineage: Eukaryota; Metazoa; Chordata; Actinopteri; Salmoniformes; Salmonidae.